AAAUGAAAACACUUUUUUUUUUCUCACAUUUAUAUUAAAACGUUUUACAUGUUUAUUCUUUCAUAAAUGAAUAAACCUAAUGUUUCUUGUUCAAAAUAUUUAUGGUGCUAUAUAAUAAAAUUUCGUUUCAGUAAAACAUAACAAACAAUAAAUUUAGUAUCUUAUCGGCAGGGUUGAUUUAUUCGUAUGCAGAAAUAAAAUAUCGUAACAGCACAACAGCCCUAUUUCUUUCGUCCAAGAAAUUUUUUGAAGUGUUUUUUGGGCAGCCGAGUUCGCGAGUACAAGAACGAUUCGUAGUGAAAUGCAAAAGAAACAUUAAAAUAAAUCGAAUAGUAUUUAACUAAUUAACCAGUACCUAACAAUAAAUUCUAAAUAUUACUUUAGUUAUAAAUAAUAACAAGUGUAUGUACAUUGAUUAUCUAAACCGCCAACCGGUCGAAAAGUUGUGUGUGAAAAAAUUUCUUUGCUUUUCGCUCUCUCCAUGCAUUCGCGCAUUCGUAUCCAGUCCGCGCGGACCUUUCAACCGACAGUAUUUUCCCCUCCUUUUUCGCUGCUCUGCACAAUUCCAACGUCGAUGAAGGUAAUGGCAGCAAAAGCAAAGUCAGCAAACGCGCUGCUUCCAGUGUCAAAGUGAAUCGAGUGUCGUCGACGUCGUUGUUGCUGGCGUUAAGUGAAUGUGAAAGAAGAAUGGAAAAGUGCACAUACAAAUAUUGAAUUGAAGCGAAUGAUAGCAGAAGUGGAAUAAUUGCUAGCUGUGCAAAAAAGUUUUCAUAUAUAAAUUUUUUCUACAGUUCUGUAUAUUUUUUUUGCUGUUGUAAUAAUUAUAUUGAAUGAAAAGUUCAAAUUAUAUAAAAAGUGCUUGUGUAGUUAGAUGCAAAAAAAAAAUAUUUAACGUUUAUUGACGUUGUUAUAAGAAACAGAUCAAAAGUUUGGUGAAAGAGGAAGCAAGUGAAAAGUGCAAAUGUGAAUGUGUGCCGCAAGUGAGGCGAAAAAAUGUACAAACGUCCCCCAAUUGUCAGUGGCUAGGUCGUCGUCGUCGGCCGUUUCGACAUCAUCAUAUUCCUCCACUUUUCGACGUCAUCGCGUGACAUUUAUCAACAUUUGGGUUCGUCAUUGGCGCCUUCUUAUAAUAAAACGCUUAGUUUAACGCGGUUGCAAACUUCUUUCGCUGUGUUGCAAGACGUAGAAUUGAAGUGUCAAAACUUUGCUGUGUAUUUGUCUUGUGGAAAUUGUUGGCUAAUUAACUACAUACAUAUAUUCACACAGGAUUGCAGAUACAACGAAGACCGACAAAUCCGAAAAAUAGUAUUGAAUCAACGGAAUUAACUAUAUAAUUUGUAAAUAGAAUCAAUUGUAAAGAUUAUGUACAUAUUAAACGCCGCAAAUGCAUCAUAAACAAAAUAAAAAACAUGGACUGAAAAUUGAAAAAAUCUGAAAAACACGCAAAACGGAACAGGAACAAUGUAAAUUUACAGCAUGACUUAAUGAAAGUCGAAACUCAGAAAGUCGAAGUGUGAAGGCGGAAGUCGAAAUUCCGAAAAGCUGGUGGUGAGGGUGCGACACAGGCCGCAGAAGCCUUAUGUUGUAGCGGACCAAUACCAAACGAAAUGAUAUACGAUAAGCGAAGAAAAACACAGGACUACAGCGAAGGACUAAAGAAAUCCACUGAUGGUUGUACAUAAGUGUUAUUGCAUGACGCACAAAACCCCGGAUCAGACCGCAUAAUCCCCUUGGAAAACGGAAAAGAAAACAGUACAAGUAAAGCAAACAAAAAAAAGCGUAAAGAAAAUAAAAAACUCAAAACGCAAAGUAAAAAGUUGUAAUACAAAAUUUACAGCAAAAAAACACCAUAUACAACAACAAAGGCAACGCCGAAAAACGAGCAACCUAAAAUUACCAUUUAUAGCGCAAAUGUAUGUAAGCACAAAUGGGGACAUUUUGAGAACGCGCACAUCCAACAACGCAUGUCUUCAACAAAAACAACAACAACAACAGCUAGCACCAACUACAACCAAUAAUAACCAACAUUGCCAACUCACCAUUACUAAAUACUAUAAUCAACCUUGUUUUACCCGUCUCUGACGUCCGUCAACGUAAUAAGUAAAAUACCAUAGAAGUGACAUUAAGACAGUGACCGCCAGCGUAUCGCACACAAAAUCAAAUAAAUAUACGUGUUUGUAAUAGUAUUAGUUGUUGUAGUAGUAGUAGUAGUAGCUGUGCUGCCGCAUAUUCACCGUUAUUUGAAAUAAAAAAAUAUAUAUAAUAGCCGCAUUUGCCGAAAAAAUGUUGCAAGACACCAAUAGCAGCGCCAUACAGCCAAAAGUCGUUGUAAUACGACGACGUCCGAAUCAAGGUUUCGGUUUUACGCUGCGUCAUUUCAUUGCCUAUCCACCGGAAGAUGAUCCCUCUUGGCCACAGGAAGCAUCUGAUCCGUACCACCACCAAGUGAAAGCGAUGGAAACCAUUUUCAUAAAAGAAGUUCAAACGAACGGACCUGCUCACUACGCCAACCUGCAGACGGGCGAUCGCGUUCUAAUGGUGAACAACACACCCAUCGCCGGGCUUGCAUACAGUACAAUCGUGUCGAUGAUCAAGCAAACGCCUUCAGUGUUGACGUUGCAUGUAGUGCCCAAGGAGUGCGAUGUACUGCAGAUGCAUUAUACGAGUAUUGCGCACACACCAGAAACUAAUCGUCUUGCCACAGCGCCUCGACCCAUACCGUCGCCCGUGACUGUGGGCAAUGGUAAUACAGCUGGCGCAUUAAUACCAAUCACACCAGCUGCUGCAGCGUCGGCGGCUGCAUCUGCAUCUACAUCUACAUCUACAUCGACAACAAAAUCAUUUUCACACCAACAGCAGCAAUUGAUCUCAUAUCCACAGCUGAGUGGUAAUAGUGGCGGUGUAGUUGUUGGCGCCGGUGGAAAGGCUAGUCGUUCGGGCAGUGUUACGAGCUCGGGUAGCAGCAGCUUCCGUCCCACAGCGGUGGGGAGUGGCGAGUUUAUCGAUAUGUCAUCGCAGGGAAUGCACCAGCACAACAGCGGCCGUUUGCUGAUACGAGACGAUGGCGGCGGUGGAUUUCUGUCGCGCUCUCAACCGCCGCCCAAUUUGACAGUAUUAUCCCGACAACAACAGCAACAACAUCAACUCUAUCACACACAAUCAGCUGCAGCGGCAGCGGCCGCAGCCAAUUCCGCCUUCUAUGCCCCCGCUUCGGGUGUCGGCGCCGUUGACACAAGCGAAUUGAUGAUACGCCUACGUGAAUCGAUCAAGCAAAAAGAGGAAUUCCUUAAAUCACCGCUGCCACACACGCACGCCACGCUGCACAGCGUACCCGCUGUGAGCCACACCGCCCAACAGCAUUUCUUCCCGCCGCACACACCACCGUCGGGCAGCCCGCAAUUGUCUAUGGUGUCGACGACAUCGACAUCAGCCGGUUCAUCAGUGCUGAGCAGCAUAGGUGGCGGCGGCGGCGGACCGCGUGGUCAGGUGCGUACACUCGUUAAACAACCACUCUCGGCGACAUCCUCAUCGGCGUCUAGCACGCGUGAGCUGUUGCCCGCCAACGUCAGUGCAAUUGAAAUGCAUCAAUACUACGGCAGUGUAAGCAGCACCGGUAGUGCUGGUAAAAACCACGUUGCGACCACUAGUGGUGGUGUUGGCAGCGUCGGUGGCAAUUAUAUUAGCAUGGAGAGUGCUAUGAGUCGUGGCAGUGCGUUUAACGCGGCGACAAGUGUGAGUGUGAGCGCUGCUGGCGUAAGAGCUGCCGGCGUUGAAACGGCGCCCUUGCGACGUGCAUCUGGCAAUGGCAGCGCAAGCAGCCGUGUGAGCAACAACAAUGGCAUGGGUGAUAAAUAUGUAAAGGAUUUGGAUUAUUUGGAAACGUUGCAGGAGACUGGAGUCACCAAUAAAGUUUUUGAACGCAAACUCGUCUCUCAUCUCGCCAAAGGCUUUGAUCCCUUCCAACCGCUCUCCAUCAACACAAACGCCUGCGUUGAGCCUAGCGCCAGCGCAGCAGCUAGCAAUGUGAUGCUGAUAAAGAAACCUACAGUGCUCUACGAAUCGCUGCAACAUCAUCCGUUGCAUCAGCUACAGGUACAACAACUGCAGCAAACACAGCAAGCGCAAACAUCACACGCGCCAAUGCAAUUGUCAAAGUUGCAACAGCAUCAGCUGCAACAACAACAACAGCAUGCCAGCGGCAGUGUUGUGGACGGUGCUCAGUAUAGUCGCAUGGAGAUCCACAAGGCCAGUUUGGCUACGACUACCAUCGAUCAUGCGCCGUCAAAUAAAUACACUGGCAAAUUACCGGAAGCUCUUGGAUCAACAACAACAACAGUUGCGGUGGCUGAACCGAAACCGACACUCACUGAUAUCGCCGAAAGCAACGAGGUGGUGUCAGCAAGCAGCCAAGUGGCUACAACGACUGGCACUUCCUCCGAUGGCAGCGGUGCUGCUGUGGUGCGUCGCUUUAAGCCGAUGUCCUCGUUUGACGAUAGCAAACCGAUGCGUCGCAUUUCAUAUCUACGCGCCACUAAUAAUGAAACCGAUUACUCAACCUCGGACACAUCCACUACAUCGUUGACUGGCUUGAAUAACAGUGUUGUUGGCAUUGGUGCACCGCCACUGAUUGAGGUGACAUCAAAACAAUCGUCACUCGAUGAUGAUGAUGUUGACGAUGACGAUCCUACAUAUGACGUGGUGGCCUGCGAUGAACGCGUACAAAUACAAACCCCAACCGAAUUGAUGGCGGCCACGGCGCAGGAGCAGUUGGAGCAGCAGCAACAGCAUUUGAAAGAUAGAGCGAGUGUCACUGCAGAGGCGGCUAUUGUGGCGGCAGUGACGGCCGCAGGUGUUGGUGGCGGUGCUGCGGCGGCUUUAAGUGAAAGUAGACGCGAAUCGGUGAAUAGUGAAAUACGAAAUAGCGUUCACAUUGACGAUGUAAUCGCAGACAUAAAUGGCAAAUUGGAGACAAAGGAUGUGGCUACCGAAAUGGAAGUGUUCGAAACUGAAAUGGAGAUUAAGUCGUCGUGCAUCAAUGGAAAGCGUCUAUCGGAUUAUCGGUCUUGGCGCCAAGUGAAAAUCGAAAUCAAAGGCGAUAUUUUACGCAUCUAUCCCGGUCGUAGUUGUAAGGAGAGCAAUAUGAUAGAACUCGAUAUUAGAAAUUUUAAAAUCUUCGAUGAAUCAGUCGAUAAAAAGAAAUCCUACAUGUUUCGCAUGCAAUCGAAACCAACGCAAAUCGCAACUUUGGGCAAUGAGUUGAAUCUGGAUGAUGUGCCUGACAAGUUGACGUCGUCGGGCAGUAGUGCUUCGACCACAGCGUCACAUGUGGAGCCACAACAUCACCAGCCCCACCAACAACCCACAGAAAUAUUAUUUAAAACGAAAAGCAUGACGGAAAUGAAACGCAUUUUCGGUUUAUUGCAAUGGAAGAAUAGUUUAAUUUAUGAUGAUAGUGAUCUUCAAGGCAGGCAAUUGGCUGAGCCGCAGAAAACCGCGGCUAUCUCUAGCAUGCCAACAGCAACAUACUGUGAUGAUAACGUACAACACCAACAAUUACAACCAGAAUAUUCACCAUUAAGCACAAUAUCACGCGGUGGCGAUACAGAGAUCAUAUCCGACUCUAUCUCGCCAGUGAUGAAAACGCGCAAAUCAUCUUCACACAAAAAUAUACCCGAUAAAGAUUUAGGUUCACCAAAAGCCAAAAAUUGGAAAGAUUUACUUUUUAGACGUGGCGGCGGUAGUAGUAGCCACAAUGCGGACAUUUCGCCGUCAAGCCUAGCUUCUGGUGGCAAGACGACAGGUUCCAUUGGUGUGCCCUUAAAAUCAUGUCCGAUGUCCAAGAGCAACGAAUAUGUGCCGCUGUUAGUGGAUGUCUGUACAAAUAUUGUCGAAACGAAGGGUCUCGGUAUUGUAGGUAUUUACCGUAUACCCGGCAACAAGGCUGCCAUAUCAGAGCUAUCGGAACAGGUAAAUAAAUCCGACUUUUCAUGGGAUCGCUGCAACACGGACGUCAGGUGGGAGGACGUGAAUGUGGUUUCGAGUCUGCUAAAGCAAUACAUACGCAAUCUGCCCGAUGCUUUGCUACCAUGUUCCUUCUAUAUAAAUUUCAUUGAAGCUGAUAAGAAGACGGGAUUAGAACGUAUAAAGGAGCUUAAAGAGUUGCUUAACACGCUACCGCGUUACUCCUAUGAGACGUUAAAACAUUUGAUACGACAUCUGAGUCGUGUUAGCAAAAAUUGUGAAGUGAAUUUAAUGGAGCCGAAAAAUUUGGCGAUAAUUUUCGGGCCUUCGAUAAUACGCACACCAAACGAUACAUUGGAGAUUGCUGUGAAGGAUAUGAAACAUCAGUGCCGCAUAGUUGAGUUACUCGUGACGCAGUAUGACUACUUUUUCGAGAAUGGUCCCUUGCCCGAUCUAGCUGACGUUACAGGCAACACGCCCAUUGCGUCCACCUCCAGCUGCGCCUCCGGUGCACUACACACCCAAGAGGAUCAGACGAAUAUGUUACUGCACAAUGUAUCGAAAAUUGAACGACUAACCGAGCGAGAGUCGUCAUCCACAACACGCACAUCCCGUUUCAUUCCACAACUGCGACGGCGUACACAUAGUAAGCGUGGCGCUGUCAGCUCGGAUACCUACUCGGGCGAAAGUGUGUUGGUAAGCGAAAUUCAAAAUCUGAAUCAGAGUCACAAUGCAUAUAUGAGUUCGAAUAACAAAAACAAAAACAAACAUAAACGCAAAUCAUUGCAAUCAUCCAUCAACCUCAAUCAAACCAUUACUAAACUCAUUUCCGCACCACACAACAUGCACAACGCCCUACUUAAGUACAACAUAACCAGCACCAAUUCCAACACCAACAACAACACUACUACACAAUCCACACCCAAUAUAUGCGUGGCAGCAGCCACAACGUCCACUAAGCCUUUAAAGCAAUGCGCAUCGGCCAGUCGCCAACAGCAGCUGCAGCAGCCGCCACUGCAGCAAAUGCAAAAGCAGCAGCUGCAGCAGCAGCGGCGCCGCAAAGCCGUGCCCACAAUUUAUGAUAUUGGGCUAACAUUGCGUGUACAAUUUCAGUCAUUGGAUUCCACCAAAUCCGCUACCACAGCGAUGACAACAAGCAGCAGCUCCACCAAUGCCACCACAGCGUCGUCGAGUAGCGGUAGUGGCGGCAGCAGCAGCGUAACAUCCACGACUCAAAAGACGAAAAAGGAGCGUAACUUCCUAAUCAAUCACAGCGGUGGCGGGUUUGUGCGUCUGCACCAUCGAAAAGCCAGUCUGGAUGAGAAGGACUCGGGCAGCUGUAGCGGCUCGGGCAGUGGCAGCGGCGGCAGCAUGAGCAAAGAGCAGCAACGCAGCAGUGUCGAUAUAUCGGUGCUGCUCACCGAUGAUGAGUCGAGCAAUAGUCGCAGUGAUACGGGUUCCAUGUCUCUGACCACCAUCACCGAUACACUAGACUCGAAAUUGCGCAACUUGCGUAGCGGUUCCGAAUCGAAUGAUGAGAAUGGCUCGCCCGAGUUCCGGAAAAAUCGACGACACACGCUCGGCCAGCCACUGCAUUUGCAUUCUGAAAACAUUCCCUAUGCCGAUGAAUCGCCGGAGCGUCAUUUUCAUUCCUGCCCAUUGGACGCACCGAAUGUACUGAUGCUAAGUCGAUCCUGUACAGCCACCAACACUAUCGUCUCGGCCAAAGCGAAUGAGAGCAAAGAGCAGCGUGUGGCAGCGGUUCUCUCUGCAUACAAAAACAACAAACUACAACAUUCGGCUACCGUGCCCAUUAAUCCCGGUUCGACAACAACAAUUGUGGGCAGCGGCAGUACACCCUCGUCGGCGGCAUCAACGCCAACUGCUAUAUUAACGGUAAAAACGACAAAUACACAAGGUGGUAUCGGCGCUAAUGUGGGCGGUAACGGCAGCGGUGGCAACUUGGCACGUAAUUCCUAUUUAGGGCGUGGCACACGCUUUAACAAACAAGUAUAUGAGCAACAGUGUUGCUCGGACGAUGACUCAGAGGGUUCGACGACAAGCGAUCCGAAAGAUUCGCUCAUCAUAGCAUCGCCGCCGUUUUUUCUAGAUCGUUACAAUAAAAAGCGACGCGAUCAUCGACUCUUCCGCUCCGCUUCGUUCAAUUGCCGCAACUAUUCAUCAUCGUCGGGCAGACACAGCAGCAGCGGUGGUCAUCACACCACCGGCGGCUCAGCCUCAGCAUUGACUAAGGAUGAAAAGACUGAUAUGAAUUUAACGAAGAAGCGACAGAUACAAAACAAACAGAAUCGUUCUAUAAAGCGACGACACACCGUUGGUGGACCGCACGACUAUGUCGGACCCAAUGGCUGUCCGCCGGCGAAUACCAACAAUUGCAAUCAUCAUCACACCUGCAAGGUGACGACUGGUGCGGGUGGCACUACAACAACCACCACCACUGUGUUGCGACGCAUUCCUAUACCAAGCGCUAAUGGCAACAUCAGCAACAACAACAACAAUAUCAAUACAAAUCUAACACAAGACGGCAACAACGGCAAUGGUGGCGGUGGCAGCGGCAACGGUGGCGGUAACGCCGGCAAUGGCAUAGGCGGCGACAAUGCCGGCAGCGCAACAGUGGCCAUGGCCAGUGGUGCGGGCGGCGAGCACGUGCUGGAAGUGGGCAUACGCAUAAAGAAUAUCAACAGAAGUCGGUAUUAGACACGUAAAAGCGAAUGAGUUAGCUGUAACGUAACAACGUCGAACAGUGCAGUAAGCAGCGCAAUUGCAAAAACAGUUGCAAACAAAAGAUAAACAAGAAAAAACACCAAUUAGUUAUUAAGUUCACAAAUAUAAAAAAAAAGUCAGCAGCGUUCAUUUAAAUGUGUGUGUAAAAAAUAAGAAUUCUAGUAUUAGCAAGAAAACAGUUAUAAUUAAAAAAAAAAAAAACAAUGAGAGCAAAAAAGAAAAAGCGCAAAACUACAAUGAAGAAAGUGCUGAGGAUAUUUAUGCUGUGUGUCACGAGUAUAUAGUAUUGCUUAAGAAAUUCCUGCAUGCAUCCAUAAUUGUACAAAUAGGAUUUAGAAUCAACUACUCGAAAACAUCAAGAGUUUGAAGAGUAAAAAGGUAAACUUUGUAAAAUUUUUAUUUUGUAUUUUUGGCUAUAUUUUGACUUUAGUAAAGUAGUCUGUUAUAAAUUAGUAAAUUUAUGUAAAUUAAAUAUUAUUUUAUAACGACUUUUAUUAUUGAAUUGAAGUAGUCUAGUGUAGCAUGUGAAAUUUUUUUAAAACUAUGUGAGAUUAUUAAACAAAAGUAGUGUAUACAAAUUCGUAUUUCAAAAGCAUGAUUUUUUUAUUAUUAAGAAUUUACUUGAUUUUAUAUUUGAAAACUCGCUGGAGUAGAUUAGAGUGAUCAAAUUAGAAAAGAAGUAAAACUGAUACCUAAAAGUGCAUUGUUGCAGAUUUAUGAUUUGAGACAAAUUAACAUUUUAUAAAAAUUUUGGAAAAAACCAAUUUUAUAAAUAUUUUGAAAAACCAAAUUUUGAUUUGAAAUUUAAACAAAAAGAUAAAAAUUAUCCGCUAAUACACCCUCGCCAUCAUAGCAUGAAUAUCCUUAAUGCAAAAAAAUUAAAAAUUAUUAAACAAAUACAUAUACAUAUUAUAUAUAAUAUUAAAUGUAAACGCACUUAUAAAGAUACAACACCUCCCAACGCCUACACACAAGCCAAGCAACUUUAGUGGUAAAAUUACAAAUUAAAAACCAAAAAGAAAAUACUACAAAAAAUAUUUAUUUAUAGCAAUAUAAAUAAGACAUCAAAAUUGCAUGAACGGAUGAAGAUUGUCAGUUGGAAAAGUAUUUUUGGAUCGAAAUUGUAAUGUGACAAAACUGUUUUUUGUAGUAAUUUUAGUUUUUGAAAAAUAAUUCUGAAUAGGCAAAAUAUAGAUAGAGUCUGUUUUUUUUUUUGUUUUUAGUUUAAUCAGAAGUCGUGUUAUUUUAAAAAAUAUUAUGAGAAGAGCGUCAGAGCUGAUACUCUUUGGCCAUAUAUAAAUUAAAGUCCGCUGCGGUUACGUACAUCCAACUAUUGUUGUUGUUUGUAUACCUUGAACAUGGUAUAUUAAGUACGUGUAUGUACAAUAUACAAAGGAUUAGCAUGAUGAGCUGCGCCGAUUUAGCCGUCCGUCUGUUUACACGUGAACUAGUCUCUCAGUUUAAGAGAUAUCGAUCUGAAAUUUCGCAGACGUUUUUUUCUUCUGCUCAUUUGUCGGUGCUCAUUUGUCGGUGCCACCGCUAGCGGACUACUAUAGCUUAUAGCUGCCAUACAAACUGACAAAUCAAAAUGCAGUUGUUGCAUGGAAAAUUUUUGUAUUUGAAGAGAUAUGGCAUAGAAUAUUGUCCAAGUCAACGGUAUAAACUGCGAAGAAAUUAUUCCAAUCGGACUGCUAUAGCUUAUAGCUGCCAUACAAAUUAAAGUUCUUGCAUGUAAUCUUUUGUAUUUGUGAAUGGUAUUAUAGCUUCGGUGCAACCAAAGUUAACGUUUUUUCUUGUUAGACAGGUUCGCUUUCGCUUAUAUUACCCACACAAAAUCAGCAAUCCAAAUAUUCAUCUACAAAGCCUUUCUAACAAGUAAUAAAAUUGAAAGCACUUUGGCGCUUUGACAUACAGUUAUUUUGCAUCCAAUCGUUUUUGUCGCAUUACAGUUAGAUUCCAAAGAGAGAAAAGUAUGUAGACCCUACAAAUAUACAAUACAUACAUAUACAUAUAUAUAUUUUCUGAUAUAUUUUCUUGCAACCCAAAAAACAGAGUUCGUAUGUCUAGCUAACGGGUGAUAAAGUUGAAAUUGUAGCAAAAAGCGAAUACGCCGUGAUUUAUUGUUAAUUAUAUUGUUUUGCUAAUUUCCGGUGUUAUUAAAUUAAGUAUUAUGAUUUUUGCGCAUUUCACCUGACUUGUGUUGUUGUAUUGUUUAAUAAGUUUUCAAUUAAAAAACAUUGUUUUAACUAAAUUAAUUAAAAUGCAUUUUGUACAUGAUAAAAAACAAAAUUAAAAUUAAUUUUCACACACACACACACACACAUUAAUUAUGGAGAGUAAAGCGAAACCUACGCGUUUUGUAAAUUUGCGCUCACUUUUAUAUGGAAAAAUUUUAAAUGAUUUGUAAAUGUACAGCGCUCGGCAUAGUGGAAAUGAUUUUUUUGAAGUGGAAAAUUUGUUGGUAUUUGCUAGGAAAAAAAUUGUAUGUUUUCAAAAGAAAAAAUCAAAGCAUACAUACAUAUUAUACAUGUAUGCUGCGAAAAAUAUUGAAAUGAAUUAAUUUAAAUUAUACAUACGUUUAGAAUAAUACAAAAACCAACUAUUUAAUUGUUUUUAUAUAUUAUUAUUAUUAUUAUUAUUAUUAUUAAUUAUUACUAUUAUUUUUAUUAUUUACGAACCCACGCUCCCCUGUACGUAUGUAUGUAUGUGUAUAUGCAUGUAACAUAAUUACUAUUUAUUCGAUAAUAAUUAUGUUUGUAUUAAACUAUUUGCAUUGUAUUGUAAUUAUACAUAAAUGAUUAUUUUGAUGAUUGAUUUGAUUAAUAUGCGAUUAAUUUUAAUUUCUGUUAUUUGCUUAUAAAUAAUUACUUAAGUUAUAUUUACAAGCCAAAAUUAUGUUUGGUCAAAACAAAAAAAAAUAUACAACUAUAUAUAUAUAUAUUGAAAUAUUUGUUGUUUAAAUUAUUAUAUUCGCUGAUUUUUGAGGUUAGCUACGGUAUAGGUUAGCAAGCGGUAAACGGCAGGUGCGCGCGUUAGUGUUAGUAGUAUUUGAAUUGUGAAAAAAAUGUAAUUGAAGAGAAUUUAUUUGCAAACAUUUUGUGCCCCCAUUUUUGGAAAGUUUGUAUUGAAAUGGCGUUACAAGCGCUAAAAGUAACACAGUAGAAAUUGUAUGUAGCUCGAUUUAUGAUAUAUAUACAAACACACACACAGAAAUUAUAUUAUAUAUGUAUUUUAUAAAAAGUAUGUACAUAUAUAUACAUGCACAUAUAAGUAUAUAUAUAUAUAUACAUAUAUAUAUUUACCUACCUAUUUACCUAUAAAUGUAUGGAUUUAUUUUUGUGUAAUUACUUAUACAUAUACAAUUAAAUGAAAUGAAAUAAUAAAAGCGAUAAACAAAUAAAAAUUAAAAAUGAACCCACACGGAAGAUUUUCCAACCAAAUAACUGUAAAGUGUCGAAAAAAUCAUGAAUUAAAAUACAAAAAGCAGUAAAUUCUCAAGUAAUUUACAUGAAGAAAGCCUGAGGGAAGUCUCACAUACACACAAACAUACACACACGCAUCAAUAUUAUCAAGAGUAAAUAAACAGAAAUUACAAAUUUAGAAAUGAAACA
Messenger RNA from Bactrocera oleae (olive fruit fly), 12317 nucleotides. It is a transcript of the gene RhoGAP19D, whose product is annotated as Rho GTPase activating protein at 19D. The record is from RefSeq and is a predicted model, not a curated record. Gene Ontology annotation, biological process: regulation of GTPase activity; signal transduction. NCBI's taxonomy places the organism in Eukaryota, Metazoa, Arthropoda, Insecta, Diptera, Tephritidae. Gene Ontology annotation, molecular function: protein binding. Gene Ontology annotation, cellular component: cytoplasm.